Molecule: messenger RNA, 1258 nt
Organism: Pyrus x bretschneideri (Chinese white pear)
Lineage: Eukaryota; Viridiplantae; Streptophyta; Magnoliopsida; Rosales; Rosaceae
Exons: 2
Coding region: 466-1173 (235 amino acids)
Source: RefSeq, a predicted model, not a curated record
ACAUAAGAAUGGACUGCAUGGAGAAACACUUUGGCUAUGAAUAUGUACAAUGAGUGGCGUGCACAAGUGUGAUUUGAUUAAAUUUUUUUACAUAUGCAUGUUGUGAUUUGGUUAUGGUUUGUUGUUUGAACAAAUAGUGAUUUCUUAUGUAUUCGGUUAUGAUACUUUAUUCGAACAAAGUGCGACCUGGUUAUGUAUUUAUUUAAAAAGUGUGAUGAUUUGCUUAUGGUUUUUAUCACUUACUAUUAAUUAUAUGCAUUAUUGAUUAUAUGUCCUAAUGCCAAUAUAAAGGGUGUUCCACAUGUUGUGUAUGUAAUUGUAGGAAUGGAAAGUGAACAAAGUAGUCAACCAAAAUGAAGUAGAAGGGUUUGGAAACAACAUGAAGAAGAUGCAUUGCUCUCCAUACUUGAGGAGGCAGUUGUUAAGAAUUUGAGAUGUGAUAACGGUUGUUUCAAACCCGGAACAAUGGCUCAGUUUGAAACAGCUAUUAAUUUGAAAUGUCCUAAUGCCAAUAUAAAGGCAAUUCCACAUAUUGAGUCCAAAAUGAGGAGGUGGAAAAAAGAUUAUGCAAUAGUUUAUGACAUGGUUAAUAAAACUGGUUUUGCAUGGAAUGAUGUACGAAAGUGUAUUGAGGUUGAUAGCACUGAAGUAUGGCAAUCCUAUGUAAAGGUUAACAAAGAAGUAGAAGGCUGGCUAGGAAAAUCAUUUCCAUUGUAUGACAGAUUGAAUGUUAUUUUUGGGAAAGACCGAGCAACCGAAGUAGGAGCUGCAACUUCUACUGAGAUGAUGAAUGAGCCUGAGCACAUUAAUGAAGAUGAAGAUGAGGCGGAGACUAGUUCUCCCUCUGUUGCUCGACGGUCCAGUAGUUCAAGUACCCGGAAAAGGAAGAGAGCUACUAAUGAUAAUGAUCUUGCUUUGGCAUUUAAAGAAAUGCUUUCUGAAUCAGUUGAUAAGUUGGGUGAAGUUUUACAAGUUGCUUUUGGGAAGGGAGUGGAUCCAAAACCUGAGAUUGUUUCAGAAUUGUCAAAAAUGGAUUUGUCUAUUGAUGAUCAAAUCAAGGCACUAAAUAUCCUUUUCGAAAAGCCACAAAAUAAGAGGACAUUCUCGUCUUUGGAUGGUGCAAUGAAAAAAGCCUUUGUACUCAUGUUACUUGGACAAAGUAACCCCAAUUGACAUUUCAAACCAACAACAAUAUAUUUUGUUAAAAGCUGUAGCAUGCAUAUAUUUUGUUAAAAGUAGCAUGCAUAUAUUUUGGCUA